UUGAUACAAUCAAUCAUUGAUUGGUUGCCCGGUAUAAAGAAUCAUGUGAUUAAUUAGACAGCUUGACUACAGUAAGUCACAAGCCCAGCGUAAUGCUACCAGAGUCCAGCAACAUUCUCUAAUUAUAGUAAGAGGAAAGAGAAAGAAUGUGUAUGUGAUUGUGUUGAAGGAUUAAUUUAUGUGCUUUGGUUGGGAAUACUGGCAUUUAAUCUACUUGUUUUUCAGCUUGGUUUGAAUUAAACAUCUGGUACAUAUUGAGAAGACCUUCCAACAUGUGGUAGAAAUCAAUAAGCCCCUGAGUGUUAGAAUUUUGUGUGUGAAUUUUGGUACCUGAGUGAUUGUGUAAUUUUUUUUCUGGUACUGCUCUGGCCCAAUCGUGUCUGUGCAUGCCUGUGUAUGUCAUUCAUAUUCUCUGUAGCGUGAGCAGCUCCUCACAGGAACAAGCCAAGACCUUUUACACUUAAACCAGCAGUUUCUGAUCAAAGAAAACUUUAGCAUUUCAUCCGCCACUGAAGGUUGUUACAACGCCCCAACAUGCAGACCAGCAGGAGUUUUUUAGCCUCAGUGAUUUGCUUUUGGCUUGUGAUUUCAGGAGCUCGGACAAGCGCAGUGGGCAACAUGGAGAUGGAGAGAGAUGCAGCUGCUUCUGAGAAACCCAUCCGCCAGUCCCAGUCUUUGUGUGCUGGUGAACAGGAAUAUGUUCACAAGAGGAAACAAGUAGUUCUUGAGUCACUCAACAGCCUGAGAAUCAACUGUACUACAACAGAUUCGGUUCCUCACAUCGCUCUGUUGGCAUCAGGUGGGGGUCAGAGGGCAGCCGUGGCUCUGAUGGGUUCCCUCUAUCAGAUGGAACAGGAUAGACUGCUGGACACUCUGCUCUACCUGGGAGGAGUUUCUGGGUCAACAUGGUCCAUGUCCUCCCUGUACAGUGACCCUCAGUGGAGCGCUAACAUGGACAGAGCAGUGUCCAGGCUGUCAGGUCCUGGGGUGGAGCUGGAGGAGGCUCUGGCCUGGCUGACUGAGAGGUCCCAGGAGGAGCACUUCUCUCUCACUGAUGUCUGGGGGGUCAUGACCUCUGCUGGCAUCAUGAAACAGAUGGACCUACGGCGUCUGUCAGACGAGGCCAGCAGAAACGCCACCAACCCUUACCCCAUAUACACCGCCAUAGAGAAGCACUGCUUUUCAGAUGGGCCAAUAGAAGGGAAAUGGUUUGAGGUGAGCCCUCAUGAGGCUGGUUUCACAGAGUUGGGUGUAUUCGUUGAAACUUCUCUCCUGGGAAGCAGAUUUGAGAGCGGAGAGCUGCUAGAAAAGAAGCCAGAGAUGGACAUGGUCAAACUACAAGGUGUUCUAGGUUGUGCAUUGGCCCAUGAGGAGACUGUCAGAGAGUUCGUCCCUCCCUGGCUGAACGUGCCUGGGCAUAUAGACGGUGCUGCUGAAGAGUACCUACGUGUGUUCAAUGCCCUUGAUAAACUCAUAGCCCUGACCAGAAGCACAAUUAAGGAUCCUCCUGCUCUGUCUGACCUGGACAAGCUGCAGAAAGUACUAGAAGACAAGGUAAAUCAUAAUGAAUCUGCUUUGCUGGAGUCAAAGAGUUCGGAGGAAAGAAAAAGUCUUUUUCAGCAGUGGAGUCUGGAGCUGCUGAUGGCUGUAGAGACCUGGAGCCAAAGUCUGGAGGAUGGACCUUUCAAAACACAUGUCUCUGUGCUUACUAAGCAAAUCAUUCCCCUGAUUCUGAAAUGGGAGUGGGGAACAACCAGAAACUUCCUCUACCAAUACCAAGAUUCCACUGUUCCACUGUGCCUCCGUUCUGAAGAAAGAUUCCACCUGGUAGAUGCCGGGCUGCUGAUCAAUGUAGCCUAUCCUUCAUUUCUGGGAGACAAGAGAGAUAUCGACCUCAUCAUCGCACCAGAGUACAGCGCUGGAAACAUUUUCGAGACUCUGACUCUUGCCAGAGACUAUGCAGCCAAGGUGAAGAAACCUUUCCCAGAGAUAGGUGAUAAAAUCCUGGAGGAGAGAGAGUGGCCGAACGACUGCUACGUGUUUGAGGGAAAAGAGAAGGAGCCCACUAUCAUUUACAUGCCGCUCUUCAACAGACAGAACUGCCAAGAUGCAGAAGAGUUCAAAGCAAAGAUGGAGGAGUUUUCCACCUUCCAGCGUCCCUUCAACCAGGAAAAGAUCGAGUUUGUGUUGGAGACAGCGAAAACAAACAUGAAGAAGAACAAGGAAACUCUGCUGAGGGAGAUUAACAAGGCUGCUCUCCGCCGACAGAACAAGGUCGCCUCUGCUGCCCCAGACCGCUGAUUCUUGUCUUUUCGGUUUGGUGUGAACAAAAAGUUGUGGUUCCACAGUAAUUAGAAGUCAGAUACUGACUUCAGUGUAAAUGAGUGUAACCUCUCAGAAAGACUCAGUUACAAGAGGAAGAGAAAACACGACAUAACAUGACCCAUAAUGAAUCAUUUAAUGUAAUUGCAUAUAAUGAUGUCUGUUGAAAUACUGUUGUA
Messenger RNA from Thunnus maccoyii (southern bluefin tuna), 2501 nucleotides. RefSeq names its product cytosolic phospholipase A2 gamma-like. The transcript is spliced from 14 exons. The record is from RefSeq and is a predicted model, not a curated record. Gene Ontology annotation, molecular function: calcium-dependent phospholipid binding; calcium ion binding. NCBI's taxonomy places the organism in Eukaryota, Metazoa, Chordata, Actinopteri, Scombriformes, Scombridae. Gene Ontology annotation, biological process: glycerophospholipid catabolic process. Bases 535 to 2301 code for a protein of 588 amino acids. Gene Ontology annotation, cellular component: nuclear envelope; cytosol; nucleoplasm.